AUGUCAUCUUCUUUGAGAGUCCCCGUCGGGACGAUGGAUUAUAAUCCAGACGAUCUCGACGGCGUGACUCUACACAAUCAACUUCCUAAUCCCCCGUUCGAAUUCCCACUGAGAUCCUCCACCGACGCAAUGCGCGACUAUACACCUGCUCCGCUGCCGGCGUUUUCUUUCAAUCCGGGCAACAUACAUGCGUCCACACCAUCAACAUCUACGAUCACAGCCCCCAGACCUAUCGGCCACAGACGGCGUCCUAGCGAACUGAUUCGGGCAGAUGGUCCCCCAAGUCCUCGAAUGAUGGCUACAAGUCCUGGAACUGCGGAUGGAGAAAACACAGCUUUGCCUCCGCCAGGAAUCAGCGCACCGCCUCGUGGUCCCGGCCGGCGGGGUCAUGCUCAUCGCCGCUCUCAGGCCAUGUCAAGUAUGGACCUGACUGCUCUUACUCUCGCUGCACCUCCAACUGCACCUCCGACCCUGACAGUUGGAAGUGCUCCCACGACGCCUGCCGAUAACAAGUACGACUUCCAGGGUCAUAUGUCCCGCCCAAUGUCUCGUUCCGCUAUCGAUCUACUCCCACAACCUAGUCCGCCAGCUUCUCCAGCGAAACAACCGGCGACUCUUCGCCCAGAUUUUGCCUUCCACGACAGACCUCGUCCAGUAUCGAUGAUAUCCACAGAAACAUCCAGCAGCCUAUCAACUGUUCGACCGAACCAUUCCAGGGUAAGUAGUGCAGCACCAAGUAACAAACUUGAAGGCUCUUACUCGGCAGAAACAAUCAAAGCCCGGCCAAAGACUGCGGAUCCAGGUGUACUGUUGUCUAAAUUAUCGAAACCAUCGGAACACUUUGGCGAAAUGUCUUUUCUAAGGAGGUCAUCUGUGGGCAUGGGACCAUUAGGUUUAGGGCGCCAAUCAUCUGAGACCGUGGAUCUGUCGGAUACCGAAUCUAUAAAGGAGAAACACUCUUCGAAAAAGAAUAAAAAGAAGAAGAAGAAGAGAAAAGAGGAGGAAAAGGCGACUUUUGAGGAACAAAAACGCCAGUGGAAUUUACUAUCUGCUGAACGAACACUUGAUAUUUCACAGGACCCGUCGGUCGAAAAGUGGGAAUCAGCUUCUAGCUUCAAUUCGCGGUCCGGCGCUGAAGACGGCAGUCCUCAUAAAGGGGAUGGGUCUCACAGCAAAAAGCAGAAGAAAGUCCGUAACUGGGCUGGUCACAUAUUCCCACUCAAGAACAAGCGAACUCAUGUUAAACGACCAUUAUCCCGAAGAAGCCCGACGCCGCCUCCUAUCCUAACUCGUACCAAUUCCGACUUGGGUUCGAUCGAAGUCAACUUCGACGAAGACAACACGGUUAUCAUACGCACACCCACGAAUCCCAACAUACCGAAACAGACCACUCAGGACACAGAGGAAGAAAGCGACAAAGCAUUUGAGAAAGCAUGGAAACCACGCAGCUUCUAUGAGCAAGGUCUUGAACAUGACACGUUUAGUCCUGUCAUUGAUCUUGACGCAGCAUUAGGCCCUUUCAAUACUCCUGAAAUGGGUGCUGGUAGAAUUGCCGGAAGUGCAUUUUCACAGGCAACCAAACGGAUGUAUAGCGGUGGACGUCGCGGUGAAUUUGUCGGUCCAGAGAUGCGCUACCACCGACGAGCCGAAAGCGCACCGGAAAUGCCUCCCUUUGAUCGCAGUGCGCUGGUUGGAUUUCCUCGCUUGGGUAGCGACAACGCUAUGGCCAGUGUGGAUGUUUUCUACGAAGAGGAGGAAGAUGCGUUUUUGGCAGAGCAUCAGUCUCCUAUAACCAAAAACAAGGAUCAUGCCGAUGAAGAGCAAGAAAAUGUCGAGUUCGGAAGCGUUCUUGAUGAAGAAAGUGAAGGUGAUCUGCUUCCUUCAAGUAGUGAGACCUUACAGGCUCUUCCGCGACCAACAUCCGCUCUUGAUUUUUCUCGUGACGAUGGCCUUGGCAUUCAGGUUGUAGAUGACGCUGUUGAGGAAGACGGACCAGGCGAUGCUGUCGAAGAGGAAGAAGAAGAAGAAGAAGAAGAAGAAGAAGAAGAAGAAGAAGUGGAAGGGAAUGAUAUAGUACCCUCGCAUUAUCAGGUACAGAAGAAGAACUCAGUGGAAAUAGUCGAGGCGGAUCAGUGGGCGCAUCCUCGCGUGCCACAUCACGCAAACAACAGCCCUGAUCUAUCUCCUCGCAUGCUAGCUAUUGAGAAGCGACCUUGCUCAUCACCACUUGAUCUGAACUCCGGUCUGUCCCAGUUGACACUUCCCUCUCGUCACGCUUCAAGUUCUGCUUUCCCGUCACCGGAUCCGUCAAACAUGUCUUUUGAUGGACCGAGAUCUGCGACAGCGUCAUCCAUGACCGAUCACACCACUUUCAAUCAAUCUCUUCACGACCAGAGGCAGAGCUCGUUUGAAGAUGUUCCAUCUUUGAGCAGCAGUGCAUCAACACGGACGAAUCCUCGAGCGCGAUUCUCAUCCAGCUUCUAUCCUCAUUCGUCGAGCGAACGACGGGAAUCUUUUAAUGCUUUACCACCCCGCUCUAGCCAUUCAAAUUCUGCAAAGCGCUCUAGUCUGGUUAGUCUAUCCAGACUGGUGGGCGCCUCAUACGGCGAGAAAAGCAAAUUGAGCCAUGAAGAGAAACCACCAGCAGAUGAAGCCGAAAAGACUCGAAGGAAGAGUAAUCGGGUCAGUCGGUUGAUGUUCUGGAAGUCGAAAGACAAACAGAGUGACUCUUAG
Talaromyces marneffei is the source of this 2733-nucleotide messenger RNA. RefSeq lists its product as uncharacterized. The record is from RefSeq and is a predicted model, not a curated record. Lineage: Eukaryota; Fungi; Ascomycota; Eurotiomycetes; Eurotiales; Trichocomaceae. The coding region runs from base 1 to 2733 and encodes 910 amino acids. The transcript has a single exon.